AUGAUGCUUGAUCUGAAGCAGAUUGCGGCCGUCCUCCUGGCUUCGGCCUCUGUGGCCCAGGCCGCCGUUCAAGGCUUCGAUAUCUCCCACUACCAGUCCAGCGUCAACUUUGCGGCGGCAUAUAACUCCGGUGCUCGCUUCGUCAUGAUCAAGGCCACCGAAAGCACCACCUACACCGACCCUUCCUUCUCCAGCCAUUACACCGGUGCCACCAAUGCUGGUUUGAUCCGCGGUGGUUACCACUUCGCCAUCCCUAGUGACAGCAGCGGCGCCACACAGGCCAAGUACUUCCUCGCUCACGGUGGAGGCUGGUCCAACGACGGCAUCACCCUUCCCGGUAUGCUGGACAUCGAGUACAACCCCUAUGGCGCCACAUGCUACGGACUCAGCGCCUCGCAGAUGGUCUCGUGGAUUUCCGAUUUUGUCGAGACCUACAAGAGCAGCACCGGUCGGUAUCCGAUGAUCUAUACCACCGCUGACUGGUGGAACACCUGCACGGGCAACAGCAGAUCUUUUACUGAGUGUCCGCUGGUCUUGGCUCGGUACUCCAGCUCUGUUGGCACGAUUCCAGGCGGAUGGCCGUAUCAGUCCUUCUGGCAGAACUCGGAUAGCUAUACCUAUGGUGGGGACUCGGAGAUUUGGAACGGCAGCUUGGAUAACCUCAAGUUGUUCGCCAAGGGUUAG
Molecule: messenger RNA, 684 nt
Organism: Aspergillus thermomutatus
Lineage: Eukaryota; Fungi; Ascomycota; Eurotiomycetes; Eurotiales; Aspergillaceae
Product: lysozyme
Exons: 2
Coding region: 1-684 (227 amino acids)
Biological process (GO): peptidoglycan catabolic process; carbohydrate catabolic process; cell wall macromolecule catabolic process
Molecular function (GO): lysozyme activity
Source: RefSeq, a predicted model, not a curated record